AACACAGAAGCCAAACAGAGACAGUUGGUAUUUUGUAUCAGUGUUUGAUUCUUGAUAACGUACGUGUUAUAUAGAGUAACAGCUGAUAUACAUAUACAGUACAUAUAAAUUAAUUUGAUUACUAAAUACAAACAAUAUCAAUCAAUAAUUGCCUAAAUUGUUUGACAAAUAUGUGUGUUAGACGGAGUGCACUGUAAUAUUUCUAAAGUCUUCGAUUGUAUAGGUUAUGAAUGUCUAACUCAGAAAAUACGAAAAUAAACGUCCCUGUGGAAUAUAUUCGAUGAAGAUACGUCUUAUGAUAAUAAAAACGAGGCAUAUAAGAUAUUUUAAGGCCGAAAACUAUGACUAGGCAACUGACACAACGAGUGAUCAUGAAUCUUGUACUAAAACCUCAACUUUAUCCGCCAGUCUUGAAGCCGGCUUUGCCGUAUGUAAAUGAAGGAUAUUCGCCCUUCAAGCUCGUCACGCAAAGCAGAAUGUUAUGCAAGCAUGUGGACGUAGUAGAUCAUACCUGUAAAGUAACGAAUUAUGACGACUACCUCAUGAACUACAAGCCUAUUAAACGGAUCUUGAGGAACACUCUUAUGGAAAUACUGGAUAUAACGUUAAUUGAAGUUAACAAGAUUUUCGAGGACUAUCCACAGCUGAAAAAGAGAUCUAGGGCGAAUAUCCUUAAUAAUUAUUACAAUCUGCUAGAGGCUGACAUUCAAAAAAGUACUAUCUUAAACAACCCCUGGUUACUGACGCAUGAAAACAAUAAGCUGAUGGAUAAACUUGACUGUAUUAAAAUACUUAAUAUGGAUAACAAUCAGCUUGUACCGUGGCUACUCUUGACCCAGAAAGAAUUAGAAAAUUAUGUAUUUCACGUUCAGCAAGACAUGAAUUCUUAUACAUAUAACAAAUUGGAGUAUCUUUCUCACAAAUUAGAGUGCAAUGUACAAAAAUUAUGUGAAGUGACACUGAAUAAUCCAUUCUUAUUAAAGAUUCCAGUUUCCUCUAUAGAAAAGAAAUUGAACAUAUUGUAUGAAUAUAAUGUAAGUAAGAAGGAUGUACUAAAAGAUGUAUGGGUACUUCGAUACAGCGAAAAUCAUAUUCGUCACAGAUGCGAAUUAUAUAAAAAUACAGGAAAGUUAAAUACAAAAACAUGGGCUAUACGAUGUCCGCUUAAAGUUAUAUCAAGAGCCAUUGAAAAAAGUAACGUGGAACGCAAUUUAAUGCAACAGUAUGAAAAUGUUAGCGAAUAUUUGCAAAAUAAACUGAAAGUGAGCGAAGAAAUGCUCAAUUUGGUGACCCAGAAACUACCAAGUAUUUUACGGGUAAACAUAGCGAAAUUGGAUCAAUUAAUCGAUAUACUACACCAGAAUGGAAUUACCAGUGAUGAAAUAUUACGGCACCCACGAAUUUUUUAUUUUAAUGUAGAUACUGUACAGAAUCGAAUUAGGAUUUUAAAAAAGGAAGGUCUCACUCCAAAUCUUGGUAUGCUAAAACAAGCUGAGCAAAUUUUUGAUCGGCAAUUAGACAUAAUUAUCGCACGGCGAAAUCUGGUGGAAAAAUAUGGCAGUAUUAAAAAUUACUUACUUGACCAAUUAAAUGUAGAUGAAAAGAUCCUUGAUGCUGCAAUUGCAAAAUAUCCGUCUAUCUUGCGAAUAAAUGUAAAAAAAUUGAAGAAGUUGAUCAAUCUAUUACGACAAAAUGGUAUAACGAGUAAUGACAUAGUAAGUCAUCCGAAAAUUUUUCAUUUUAAAGUCGAAACACUACGUGAACGAAUUGAAAGAUUAAAAAAAGAUGAUAUACCACUAACAAUCAAUUUAAUAAUGUGUAAUCGAAGAACCUUGGAACGACAUGUAAAACUCAAAUCGCACAAUUCAAAAAAUACAUGAAGAUAAUAUUUAUUAAAUUUCUUUAAUAUACUU
This is a messenger RNA of Monomorium pharaonis (pharaoh ant), 1913 nucleotides long. It is a transcript of the gene mTTF, whose product is annotated as transcription termination factor, mitochondrial. The coding region runs from base 342 to 1880 and encodes 512 amino acids. Gene Ontology annotation, molecular function: double-stranded DNA binding. The record is from RefSeq and is a predicted model, not a curated record. Gene Ontology annotation, cellular component: mitochondrial matrix. Lineage: Eukaryota; Metazoa; Arthropoda; Insecta; Hymenoptera; Formicidae. The transcript has 5 exons. Gene Ontology annotation, biological process: termination of mitochondrial transcription; regulation of DNA-templated transcription.